UCAUUUGCAGAGAAGAACAGAUAUGAGAGUGAGAGUGAGAGAUGAAACCAAGCGGAGAAGAAGAACGAGGUCAGCUCCGGGCCCACAAAAAUACCCACGUGAAGCUAAUCCUGACGUCACUCUCGGCCAUGGCUGCCGAGACCUCGACCUUCCCAAUCGACCUCACCAAGACCAGGCUUCAGCUCGACUCGAGCUCGAGAUCGACCACCAACGCGUUCCGAGUGGCCUCGGAGAUCGUUCGGGAGCAAGGUCCGCUAGGGCUUUACAAGGGCUUGUCCCCAGCGAUUCUCAGACACCUCCUCUACACUCCCAUUCGGAUCGUAGCUUACGAGAAUCUCCGGAAUGCGGUGGUCUCCGCUGACGGUGGCGGUGGUGGUGGUUCGCUUUCUCUCUCUGCUAAGGCUCUCGCCGGCGGUUUCUCCGGUGUCAUCGCUCAGGUAGUGGCAAGCCCUGCUGAUCUUGUUAAGGUGAGGAUGCAAGCAGAUGGCCGUUUGGUGAGCCAAGGUCUCCAACCUAGAUACUCAGGCCCUCUUGAUGCUUUAAACAAGAUUGUGUGCACAGAAGGUUUUGGAGGACUUUGGAAAGGAGUUUUCCCAAAUGUACAAAGAGCAUUUUUGGUGAAUAUGGGAGAAUUAGCGUGCUAUGAUCAUGCAAAACGUUUUGUUAUUCAAAAUCAAAUGGCUAAUGACAAUAUCUAUGCCCACACCUUGGCCUCUAUUAUGUCAGGUCUUUCAGCAACUACUUUGAGUUGUCCAGCUGAUGUAGUAAAGACAAGAAUGAUGAACCAGGCAGCAGGAAAAGAAGGGAAGAUUAUUUACAACAGUUCUUAUGAUUGUCUAGUGAAGACUGUUAGAAUUGAAGGAUUAAGAGCACUAUGGAAGGGGUUCUUUCCAACAUGGGCAAGGCUUGGUCCAUGGCAAUUUGUGUUUUGGGUCUCUUAUGAGAAACUCCGACAAAUUGCAGGUCUCUCUUCCUUCUGAUAAAUUAUUUGAUCAGCGCUCACCUUGCAACUGUUAAGAUCUCCUAAAUUAGAGCCAUUGAUAAGCACCUUUUCAAGCUUCAAAGAUGGCAAAUCAAUUACCCUCUUGCAUGCAAUGAUUCAUAUAUCUGUUGCAUUGGAUGGUUAUUAGCGUGAGUAAAAGAGUAACACACAUUAUAUCAGUGCUAUAGAAAAGCCUAGUCUUUUGCCCAUUUUAAACUAUUCUGAGUUUUGUUUCUCAGCAUGUAAUAAACAGUUAGCUGGUGACAACUGAUAUUAAGUGACAUUCAUGUAUUGAAGAUCAGAUUUGCAUGCAGACACCACCUUUUAGUGGCAGGUCCAUUUACUGAAUUGUAUUUGGAAAUUUUGCUUGGAAUGCUCAAAGGCAUUUUACAA
Messenger RNA from Quercus robur (English oak), 1375 nucleotides. RefSeq names its product mitochondrial uncoupling protein 3-like. NCBI's taxonomy places the organism in Eukaryota, Viridiplantae, Streptophyta, Magnoliopsida, Fagales, Fagaceae. The transcript is spliced from 2 exons. Gene Ontology annotation, biological process: response to cold; transmembrane transport. Bases 42 to 980 code for a protein of 312 amino acids. The record is from RefSeq and is a predicted model, not a curated record.